GAAGAAGAAGAAGAAGAAGAAGGAUCGUAACGAGCGAGCUCACGCCAGUCUAACAACACAGAUUUAUCAGAGCCUCUGUAUCUCUGGUUAAACCUUUCUGAAUUAACUUUUGCUGCCCACCAUUUUUUAUCUUAAAUGACCUCCAUUAUCUCCCGACAGCCGACAAAGCUACGGAAGUUAGCUUAGCAUGCUAGCCGGAAACUGACGCGGACGGCAGUUAGCGACACAGCGCUAGCCAGAGCUUUGUUUUUAAUGUAGCUAGCGUGGAAAAAAGUUUCUGUUUCUGUGUGUGAAAAUGACUAAAGCCCAAAUGCUGAGGGCGGUGGUGCAGCAGCGACUUAUUGCAGCUGCUGAGGAGAUAUUUGGGCUGUUUGAAAGAACAAUAGCAGAGUACGAGGAGGAACUUUGUCGAUCACAGAUGGAGAGCAUGCGACAACGGAAACUACUGGACGCUGUUUACAACCCUCAGCUUCGGUUACACAGAGAAGACAUCCAGGUGCUGUUGGUGGGUAAAGAAGAGGUUCCCUCUGAGCAACAGGAGUGGAGCUCCAGUCUCGACCAGGAAGCCCCACAUGUUAAAGAGGAACAGGAGGAACUCUGGAUCAAUCAGGAGGGGGAGUGGCUUCAAGGGCUGGAGGAGGCUGAUGUCACUAGGUUCCCAUUCAUUUCUGUCCCUGUGGAGAGCGAAGAUGUGGAAGAGAACCCUCAUUACUCACAGCUUCAUCAAAGACAAAUUGAACAGAUGGCAACAGAAGCUGAUGGAGAGGACUAUGGAGGACCUGAUGCAGCCAACGACUCAAAUCCAGAUAGAUAUUUACAGUCAGAUACUGAUGACGACUCAAGUUCUCAAGCCUCUGAAAGUGAUACUAAAUCUAAGAAUUGCAAGAAACCACUGAGCUGCCCUGAGUGUGAGAAAACCUUUAGAUUGAAGGCACACCUGGUGAGUCACAUGAGAGCUCAUACAGGGGAAAAAAAAACGUGGAGCUGCUCAGUCUGUAAGAAAUCUUUUCCGGGACGUGCUCACUUAGAUAGACACAUGAGAGUCCACACUGUAGAGAAAUCUUACACAUGCAGUGUUUGUGAGGAAUCUUUUAGAGGGACUGCAAGUCUAGUGAGACACAUGAAAAUCCACGUAGGAGAGAAACUUUUCAGCUGUUCAAUCUGUACGAAAAAAUUUUCAGUGAAUGCAAAGUUACAGAAACACAUGAGAAUCCACUCGGGAAUUAAACCAUUCGGCUGCUCAUACUGUCCGAAAACUUUUGCUCGAAGUCUUUCUUUAAUAGAACACGUGAGAAACCACACAGAGAAACCUUUCACAUGCCCAGUGUGUAAGAUGUCUUUUACAGUGAGUAAAACACACUUGAAAAUCCACACCAAAGAGAAACCAUUCAGCUGCCCAGCUUGUGAGAAAAUUGUUACAGUGGUUGGAAAUUUAUAUGAACACAUGAGAAUCCAAACCGAAGAGAACGCUUCCAGACAAGACAAGGCUGGGGACUCCCCUGAACCUGAAACUGAAGACAUUGAUGAUGAGUGCGCUGGGCGUCUGUCCUCACAGAUUCAUGGAACUCAAGCUGAAAAGAACAGUGAGGUAGAGCCUCCAGUCAACAGCUCAGCUGAAGAGACGGAAACAUGCACUGAAGAAGAGUACCAUGAAGAAUUUGUACCUGACAGGAACUCAAAGCCAGAUAAACAUCCAGAAUCAGAUUCUGAUUUCAAGCCUGAAGACUGUUCCGAACCGGAGACUGAUGACAGUGAGGAUUAUUGGAGGGAGACCAGAAACUCUCGCACAGGCUUAAACCCUUCGAAAAAUGAUAAAGUCCCUGUCAGUGAUACGGAUGAGAAACCAUUUAUCUGCUGUGAGUGUGGAAAAAGUUAUAUCACCCUAGGGAAUCUGACCAGACACAUGAAUAUCCACAAAGGAGAAAAAAGAUUCAUCUGCAAUUAUUGUGACCAAAGAUUCUCUCGGUUACUCGACCUCAGGAGACAUCGAUGUGUUAAUCCGCCCGCACGGCGUCAUCAGACUGAAACUGGGGAAAAACAGAUGGAAAUAAAAAUAAUGGAAAUAAAAACUGAGAGAAGGGACUGGGUAGGACCAGAACCAGUCAGGACUUUAGACACAGAUAGACAUCCAGAACCAAUUACUACUAAUGACAAGUUAGGAGACUCUUGUGACCCUGAGACUCACAAGAGUGAAGACGGGGAUGAUGGUGAUCAGAAGGAGACAAGUAAAGCUCAGUCAGAUUUAAAUUCUCUGGAAAAAUCCCCGUAAGUGAUUCGAGAUGUAACACCUGCUGCUCUGAGGUUGGUUAAAAAAAGGUUAGAAUGGGCUCAAGAACACUCACUAAGGCGGGGAUGUCCAAUGUCUGGCCCAGGGGCCAAUCAUGGCCUGCAAGGCUGCUUUAUUUGUAUUACAAUAUUUGGGUGCUCAGCCACAGAAGGAACUUUGCAGGUGGGACCAAUGUGUUUUCAUAAAAAAAUGGUAAAGGAGCAAACAAACGGUUACCUGGCAACAGACAUUUCACUCUAGGUAGAAGUAUAAAGGUGACAGCGAUGGUUUUAGGUGCCUUGUAAAGUUGAAUCUUUUUCACUGAAGGACGAAACGGUGGCAUUUCUCAUUAGUAGGCUAUUUGAAUUUUUUUCCCAGUAACACAUUGGAAGCGACAAGCAGCUGGCCCCCAGGUGUUUGCACAUUAUCUGAUCUGGCCCCCGUUCCAAAGAGUUUGGACACCCCUGCACCAAGGAGAGAAACCAUACAGUUAAUCGAUUAGUGAGAAAGGUCAUAUAACUGUCCAGGGCUGGGCAAUUAAUUGAAAAUGAAUCGGAACAGACUUUAUGAACCUCUAACAGACCUUCAGAAUCUUGCCCAUGUCUGUAAUUUAGUUGUUUUUUUAUUUAUUUAUUUUUUAUAUUCUUGUGAUAGUUUUCCCACUGUGUGUGUUCAUGUCCUGUCCCAUUAAAAAUGUA
This is a messenger RNA of Epinephelus moara (kelp grouper), 2964 nucleotides long. RefSeq names its product zinc finger protein 583-like. The transcript has 2 exons. Gene Ontology annotation, molecular function: DNA-binding transcription activator activity, RNA polymerase II-specific; RNA polymerase II cis-regulatory region sequence-specific DNA binding. NCBI's taxonomy places the organism in Eukaryota, Metazoa, Chordata, Actinopteri, Perciformes, Serranidae. Gene Ontology annotation, biological process: regulation of transcription by RNA polymerase II. The record is from RefSeq and is a predicted model, not a curated record. Gene Ontology annotation, cellular component: nucleus. The coding region runs from base 296 to 2269 and encodes 657 amino acids.